AAUGAAUGGAUGCACACCCUGACUUCUCUGUGACCUGGAGGGAGUCACUGCUCUCUAGCUUAGUUUUCUGCUCUGAAAAAUGGUGGGGAUUUUUCGCCAGUCGGUGGGCGGGACUGGAUUUAGGUUAUCCACCUCCCCAUAGUCCCGGGUUUCCGCGCCUCCCGGCAGAAGGUCAAAGAACAGCCUUCCCUCCGGAAGACCCUAACCUGCUCUCGGCGGCUCCGCCCGGCCCUGGACCGCUGUGGGAAGGAUGCUGCAGCCCCAGGGGCGGGACCGCCAGGCUCUGGCAGGGCGCCUCCUCCGCACGGAUUGGGUGCAACCCAGGCCAGCAGCGCACGAUUGGUUACCCAGCAGCGGAGGCGGGGCCUAAUCCUGCUGCGGAGCCGCAGGGCGGCAAGCUAGUGCGGGUCGCCGCCAGAACCCGGAAGCUGAACUGUCGCGGGGGCGAUGGCCGUGCGGAGCCUGGGACCCCUCGAGGGCUAUUGGGAGGUCAAGCUGUCAGUGAUGAGCGCAUGGUUCUGACUCCCUCUCCAGAGGCUGGACGCAGAACAGCCAUCUCAAAGUCAGGUCGCUGUGGUUUCCUCUGGCGUCUGCGAGACAAGCAGUGGCGCCUGGGCCUGUUUGAGAUCGGUCCUGGGCACGAGCUGCACCAGCUGACAUGCAUGAUGCAAGUGGGGUUGUGGGCUGCCAUCCAGGUCUCCAUGGACCACCCCCCCACAGGGACACCCACUGAGGAGGAUUUCUGCGAGGUCCAGACCCAGGUUCAUGAGAACUUCGAGCUGGGCACCCUGGCGGGGCCGGCCUUCGCCUGGCUACGCCGCUCCCUAGGCCUGAUUGAGGAGGACUAUCAGGCUGCGCUGGGCCCAGGCGGCCCCUACCUGCAGUUCCUCAGCACCUCCAAGAGCAAAGCCAGCUUCUUCUUGUCCUGCGACCAACGCUUCUUCCUGAAGACGCAGCAGCGCCGGGAGGUGCGGGUGCUGCUCGCCCACCUGCCCCGCUACGUGCAGCACCUGCAGCGGUACCCUCACUCGCUGCUUGCGCGACUGCUGGGAGUGCACAGUCUGCGGGUGACCCGGGGAAAGAAGAAAUAUUUCAUCAUUAUGCAGAGUGUCUUCUACCCCCCCAGCCGAAUCUCUGAGAGGUAUGACAUCAAGGGCUGUGAGAUGAGCCGAUGGGUGGAGCCAGCCCCUGAGGGCAGUCCCCUCGUCCUGGUGCUGAAGGACCUCAACUUUCAGGGCAAGACCAUCAAUCUGGGGCCCCAGAGGACCUGGUUCCUCCGCCAGAUGGAACUGGAUACCACCUUCCUCCGGGAGCUCAAUGUGCUGGAUUACAGCCUCCUGAUGGCCUUCCAGCGCCUCCAUGAGGAUGAGAUAUUUCCAAACAGCAGCUUCGUCUUCUGCACAGCCAGAUCCAUACAAGGGGUGCAGAGCCCAGAGGAGCUAGGAAUCCAGAACCGCAGGCUGCUGCCAAAUAGCCCCAACGCCCUGCACAUUGUGGACGGGCUGGAGCAGCGCUGUUUCCUGGGUCUUGUGGACCUCUUCACCGUAUACGGGCUCCGCAAGAGGCUGGAGCACCUGUGGAAGACGCUGCGCUACCCGGGCCGGACCUUCUCCACCGUCAGCCCGACUCAGUACGCUCGCCGGCUCUGCCAAUGGGUGGAGGCUCACACCGAGUGACCGAAACAGAGCCCCACUCUCCAUCUGGACGAUGGGCGCGCCUUGGGAACAACUCCUCUCACCUGCUGUUCUUUCGCGUGACCUCCAGAGGGCGACAUCCCCUAACUAAUAUUACCACCACCCAGCCUCGUUUAAUGGAAGUACUGCGCCUGGCACUGUGCCAGGAACUCCCCUGCACUGGUCUGUCUAAUCCUCAAAAAAUGCUAUUAUUAUUAUUUUAUAUAUAUAAAUUAUAUUAAAAUUAAAUUAUAUAUAUCAUGGGAUAGAGGCUCAAGGGGAGAAGGGGCUGAGUAAGAUCAUUCAGCAAUAAAUGCUGGAACUGGGACUCAGCUAUA
Molecule: messenger RNA, 2011 nt
Organism: Erinaceus europaeus (western European hedgehog)
Lineage: Eukaryota; Metazoa; Chordata; Mammalia; Eulipotyphla; Erinaceidae
Gene: PIP5KL1
Product: phosphatidylinositol-4-phosphate 5-kinase like 1
Exons: 11
Coding region: 6-1676 (556 amino acids)
Biological process (GO): phosphatidylinositol metabolic process
Molecular function (GO): phosphatidylinositol kinase activity
Source: RefSeq, a predicted model, not a curated record